This is a messenger RNA of Etheostoma cragini (Arkansas darter), 724 nucleotides long. Its product is annotated as phospholipid-transporting ATPase ABCA1. The record is from RefSeq and is a predicted model, not a curated record. The transcript has 3 exons. Gene Ontology annotation, cellular component: intracellular membrane-bounded organelle; membrane. Gene Ontology annotation, biological process: transmembrane transport; phospholipid efflux. Bases 1 to 552 code for a protein of 183 amino acids. Gene Ontology annotation, molecular function: phosphatidylserine floppase activity; ABC-type transporter activity; phosphatidylcholine floppase activity. Lineage: Eukaryota; Metazoa; Chordata; Actinopteri; Perciformes; Percidae.
AUGGCGUUUUUAAGACCGAGGGAACAUGACCAGACUGAAGGGAAGGUGAUCAGGGGACUUAGGACAGGGAUAUGGGACCAGGGACCAGGGAUGUUGGGAGAGGGUCCAGGGGACAAGUGGAAGAUUUUAAUCUUCCUGUUGAUGUUCUGCACCUCUUCUGAUGAAACCUCAGGAAAGUUCGGGGACGGGUACACCAUCAUCCUGCGCGUGGGGGGGCCGGACGCAGACCUGCUGCCCGUCAGGAAGUUCAUCGAGAGCGAGCUGCGCGGCAGCACCCUGAAGGAGCAGCACCGCAACAUGCUGCAGUACCAGCUGCCCUCCUCCCUCACGUCCCUCACACACAUCUUCAGCAUCCUGGCCCAGAACAAGGACACGCUCCACAUCGAGGACUACUCCGUCACCCAGACCACGCUGGAUCAGGUGUUUGUGAACUUUGCGAAGGACCAGAGUGACGACUAUCACUCCAAAGACUCGGUGAGACGGCGAGACGGCGCCAUCGAGGCCGGCGUGCUGAGCGGCGGCGCCUGCGCCCUGGGGGAGAGCGUCAUGUGACACGGCUUUGAUGUCACAGCUGAGUCCUGUGGGCGGAGCUACCUGCCGCCUCAUGCCAGUCAAUGCAAGCGUGCUCCUGCAGCGCCGCCGCGCGCUUUAACGACACUUGAAUAGCGACUGUCCGACUUCCUGCUGACGUCUUCUCCUUCUUUUUCUGUGAUUAUUGUCUUUA